UCGUUUUAUUGUGAAAGCGCUAAGCGGAAGUAGGGAGUGACAGUGCGUAUGCAGUAUCCUGUGUAGCUCCAGCCUCCUUAGCCAGCCGCACCUGUUUUACUGUCUAGUCCUUUUUGAAAGAUCAGCACUAUGAAUCAAGAGAAGCUCGCCAAACUCCAAGCACAAGUGCGGAUAGGUGGAAAGGGAACGGCUCGCAGGAAGAAAAAGGUGGUCCACAAAACAGCGACAGCUGACGACAAAAAACUCCAAGGCUCUCUGAAGAAACUGUCAGUCAACAACAUUGCAGGCAUCGAGGAGGUGAACAUGAUCAAAGACGACGGCACAGUGAUCCACUUCAACAACCCCAAAGUGCAGGCGUCUCUGUCGGCCAACACUUUUGCCAUCACGGGCCACGCCGAAACCAAGCAGCUGACUGAGAUGCUUCCCGGGAUCCUCAGCCAGCUGGGGGCUGACAGCCUCAGCAGCCUGCGCAAGUUGGCCGAGCAGUUCCCACGGCAAGCGAUGGACAUGAAAGCAGUGAAGGAGGAAAUAGCCGAGGAAGACGACGACGCCGUGCCAGAUCUGGUGGAAAACUUUGACGAAGCCUCAAAGAACGAAGCCAACUGAUUCUUCCUUCCCAGUCAGCCGUUUUCUUUUCUCAUCUGUUGCACGCUCGCUUUCGACACUAAAGAGUGUUUUCUUGUGCGGGGAGACGGUUGUUUGAAGGUGCAGUGCAUCAUCUUCAUCUUUUUGAGGGCGUGCACCACUCCCAGAAUACAUCAGAAGGCACUGCAACAGUGCACAAAAGCAGUCCGCCAACGGCCUUUUUGUCAGCAGUCAGCACCCAAAGGACUCGACAAAUGGCUUUAAGAAUAUGCUUCUCACACGCUUCACCUCACCGAUUAUUUAACAGAUUCUUUAUUAAAAGGUGACAAUAAUUCGUUUUACAUUUAGUGGGGAAAAUGAUUUAAUAAAAGAUUUUUUUGGA
Molecule: messenger RNA, 967 nt
Organism: Nerophis ophidion (straightnose pipefish)
Lineage: Eukaryota; Metazoa; Chordata; Actinopteri; Syngnathiformes; Syngnathidae
Product: transcription factor BTF3 homolog 4-like
Exons: 6
Coding region: 130-606 (158 amino acids)
Source: RefSeq, a predicted model, not a curated record